Molecule: messenger RNA, 1438 nt
Organism: Odontomachus brunneus
Lineage: Eukaryota; Metazoa; Arthropoda; Insecta; Hymenoptera; Formicidae
Product: odorant receptor 22c-like
Exons: 7
Coding region: 82-1281 (399 amino acids)
Biological process (GO): sensory perception of smell; detection of chemical stimulus involved in sensory perception of smell
Cellular component (GO): plasma membrane
Molecular function (GO): olfactory receptor activity; odorant binding
Source: RefSeq, a predicted model, not a curated record
CUGAGCAAGCGCAAAACCGCCGUUUGACUGAAUCGUAAAGAGCGUCUCAGUCAGACGAUAAUUUUCGUCCUGCGAGCUUCAAUGAGUGUCAACAAAGAACUGAAUUACGCGUUUGCCUUAAGUCGCCAAUGUUUGCGAAUACUAGGCACUUGGCCCGAUCCACAUAUUUCUUUGAACGAUUUUCGCCGAAAAUUGAGAUUCACGAUUGUUCUGUCAAUUAUAAGCCUUUAUGUGUUCCUGCCGCAAAUAAUAAAUACGAUUCGUGCUUGGGGUAACGUGACAGUAAUGGUAGAGCAAAUCGCCGCCGCAAAUUUAAGCGUGAUGGCGUUCUGCAAAUUAGCUGUUACUCGAUAUCACGGCAAAACACUUCAAUCGCUGAUGUCAUCGAUCAUGACCGACUGGGCUACCACGAAGAGUAAGCGCGAACGGGCUACGAUGAUGAAGAUGGCGAAGCGUGGAAGAAGCCUCUCUUUUAAAUGUUACAUUAGCGCCACGUGCACGAUCUCGUUUUACAUAUGUUUUAACCUCUUGAGAUUCUUUCGAAACCUUCACCAGCCGCAACGAAGACUCGUCUAUCAUUUCACCUAUCCCUAUAGCAUUCAAAAGAGUCCGAACUACGAGAUCACUUUUUUCAUUCAACUCGUUGGUGGCACGUAUACAGUUUUCACCAAUUGCACUAUCGAUAGCUUCGUCUCAAUACUUCUGCUGCAUGUGUGCGCACAGCUGAUAAAUCUACGGUUGACACUCAACAAGCUGGUUGAUGAAAUGGCCAACAAAUCCAUAUCAUCUUCGAAAUUCAAGAAGCGUCUGACAGCAAUCGUUAUGCGACACAGGGAUCUCAUCAGGCACGCAAAAACAAUCGAUAACUGCUACAGUGCGGUGUUGUUUAUACACAUGGUGGCUGCCACUUUUCAGCUGUGUUUCGAAACAUUUCAGAUUUUUACAAAAAUAACCGAUAAAAACGCAGAAGCAUCUAAGAUCAAGCUGGCUUUCCUCGUGUCUUAUGUUUCAUACGUGUUGGCACCUUUAUACACUUAUUGCUAUUCAGCUGAAAGACUUUUGGCAGAGAGUACCGGAAUGGCGUACGGCGUAUACGAAUGCAAAUGGUACGAUUUGCCGUCGAAGGAUGCGAAGGACUUGAUGUUUAUCAUACAUCGAUCUAUGAUUCCUCUUAAACUGACAGCUGGAAAAUUCGCGGUCUUCUCAUUGGAGUUAUUCGGAGCGGUGGUGAAGACAUCAAUGGGAUACUUAUCUGCCUUGCUGACAAUGAAGGAUCAAUAAAAAUAACGCAAAUUAGAAAGGAUGCUGAUACAAAUACUGCAUAACUGAUCAACAAAUGACUUUUAACUUUUACGAUUAAUGAACAAAUAGGUUUUUCAUACGCACUGCCUACAAUUUUUUUACUUUUACCGGUAAAAUAUACCUUCUUGCGCAACAA